AUGGAGGGGAGGAGUGUUCUGAGGCGUGCUCAAUCUCUACGGAGCGUCUCUACGGCUGACGGAGACAAGCCCACCUGGGCGGAGGCGGGGUUUAGGGACAGGAUGAAGUCCAUCUCCUCCGUAUCUCAGACCAGGUGAGAGGAACCAUGACCUUUACCAUUUAACCACUAACUCAAUUACAAGCUCCACAGGCACCAGGUUGAGUCCAUUCCAACUGAAGUCAGUCAAUUCAGGAAGUAAACUGAAAUUACAAUGAAAACAUUUAUUUUAUUUUCAAUGACUUAACAAUAAACCGAAGAGGAGAAACUAUUCAUUUAAAAACGUUUUACCUUUUUUUUUUUUUUUUUGUCACUUACUGAAUUGACUGACUUAAAAUGUAAAUUGUCUCUGACCCCGCUUUUAACUCUCUGGCUCAAUGACAACCUCCAUAGGUACAUAUCUAGGAUCAGCUGACUUUUCUUAAAUCCUAGCCUUAACCAGUAGCUGAUGGAAAAGCUAAACUGACAUAUCACUGUCCGGGGUAAACUUAAUCUCACUCCGAAUUGCUUGAGCAUUGCAAUGUUUGUUUUGGUGAAUUAGCUUACAGAGUAUUUAUGAAGGAUUUGUCUUGUUCACAUAACAGAUACCAAGCCAGCCCUUCAGUGGAGGUCCCCACUCCGAACCAUGUGGAGCACAGGACUGAGGUGAAACAUCACACCAUAUUUCAUGUCAUCGAUGUCUGAUUGUCGACUUCCUCAGGAUGGACACUGAUCUGUCCAUCUGUCUUCUUCUGAUUAUUUUUCCACCAGAGAACCCAGCAUCAGUCCUCCUUCUCAUCCGUCAGUGAGAAAACAAAGCUGGAGUCCCUGAUGAGAAACAAUGGAGAGAAGACCAGGAUCCAGCCCAGUGUGUCUGAAGUGAGGGAGAAGACCUGCGGGUCGACCAGCCUGUCAAGGGAGAAGUCCCAGAGGUCGACCAGCCUGUCAAGGGAGAAGUCCCAGAGGUCGACCAGCCUGUCAAGGGAGAAGUCCCAGAGGUCGACCAGCCUGUCAAGGGAGAAGUCCCAGAGGUCGACCAGUCUCUCCCGCAGUGAGUCCAUGUCCAGUCUCCCUGGCCCCUCUCCCAGAGCCGACCCGGCCGGGGGGAUCGGAGCCCUGAAGGCUCUCUUUGAGUCAAAGGUCACCAAGGGGGAGGUGAAGAGCAUCAUGGGAGCUGUAGGCCAAACACCACCGCGUCCCAAGAUGGCAGCUGCGGCCCCAGCCGUCAACGGGUUGGUGGAGGAGAGAAAGAGACCUAUAGAGGAGAAAGGGUCACUGACAGCUGUACCAUCACCUGCACCACCAGCUAGACAGGUGAGGGUGUGUUCCUUAGCCAAACAAAUCAAACCAAUCAAAUCACAUUUUAUUUGUCAUAUGCACCGUGAAAUGCUUACUUACGAGCCCUUAACCAACAAUGGUGAGGUAAUUGAGGUAAUAUGUACAGUACCAGUCAAAAGUUUGGACCACACCUUACUCAUUCAAGGGUUUUUUCUUAUUUUAAUUUUUUUUUUUACAUUGUAGAUAGAAUACAUGAGUGCAUACAUCAAACGAUGAAUAACAACAUAUGGAAUAAUGUAGUAACCAAAAAUGUGUUACAAAAAAAAUAAUUUAUGUUGAGAUUCUCAACAGCCCCCUUUGCCUUGGAUGGAAUACUUCGAGCCCUUAGUUAUAGUUAGUCACUAUACAGGGCUGAGUUUUCCAUCAUCGCCCACGUCCACUGUUGGUUCAUCGCCUUCGCAGCCGCGCACCGGAGACUCAUGGCGCGACAAUUGCCCAGGUAGGAAUGCCGCUCUCAGUAUAGAGGCGGAAGCCAGUUGUGGGUUCGUUCCUCAGGGGCCGAAAAAAAAGUUAACUAACUGUCAUGUCACACCAGUACGUCAUGGUAGGUGUGUUCCUAGCCAAAAAUCAAAGAUCAAAUCGCAUUUUCAUGGCGAAGUUCACUCGAUGCAUUUACUAAAAAAACCUAUGAAAUUAAAAGUUAUGGUAUUUGAGAUAAACUCAGUACAUCAAAGUUUGGACUGCACACAUAUAGUUUUUCUAUAUUUUUCAAUGAAGCAUUUAGUAGCUCAAAGCAACUCAGGGUACACACGGUGUAGCCGAGGCAUAUUUCCAUACCAUCAAGUGUUACUCAAUACAACCAAGAGAUUUAUGUUUGAGAUUCUCAACACCCCCUUCCUAGAUACCGAUUUUGAAACUUCGCAAGCAUGUUCUCCAGCCUUCAGUGCAUGACAGAAUGGCAGCUCCGAAGGAGUUCAUCCAUGAACCUCUUCCAACAAUAGUGUAAAAGAAGGAGCAUAACAAGAAAUGCUUACUUAAAAAUAUAGUAAAAAAAGAAGGGAAAAAAAUAGAAAAAUGUGCUAAAUAAACUAAAGGAAAAAUAGUUAUACAAUAAAAUAGCAAUAACGAGGCUAUAUACAAGUUGUCCACUCAAUCAAAGGAUCAGAGAAUGAAUCUAGUACUGAAAGCAUAAGCUACAGCUAGCUAGCUAGCUAGUUAGCACUGCAGCCCUUACAAAAAUGUACCAUGAAUAAAAUCAAAAUACCAUGGUUUUGUCCUAGCAGCAUGUAGUGAAACAUGAUGGUCUGUGUCCCACCGUUUUUUCGGGUAAAGUGACCAAAAACGUAGUAAUUUAUAGUAUUCACAUAAUGCAACAUUGACUACUCGCUCUGCAAUGGCAAAGCAUAGGCCUAGUACCCUCUUCAACCUCUUUAACUCAGUGAAAAACCACAACACACAUGGUCUAGUAGUGAACCCUCUUCAACCCUGGGACCUGGAUAGGGUAUGGUGAGAAGAAUGAAGGGAGUCUGAAACCUUGAAGAUUUAAAAUAGUUUGUUUAGUUGGUGCUUCUCUCUUCAAUACACUUUUUUGUUGGCUCUCACUCAUUCAACUGACUUGGCUACACUUAUACAAUUCUAAAUAGCCAAUAUACUAAAAAAAAACAAUUCUAAAAAAGGUAUUAAUUAUCAUCUUAUCUGCUUUGCUUUAUCUUGGCCAGGUCGCAGUUGUAAAUGAGAACUUGUUCUCAACUGGUUUACCUGGUUAAAUAAAGGUGAAAUAAAAUAAAUAAAAAAUAAAUCUCAUAGAUACAUUUUCAUCAUGUAAUUGUCAACAUAUCCCUAAAAACAGUUAGUUACAAUGUUUCCCUUUGUUUACACUGUGUGAACGUUCGUUGGUCCUGUCGCCAUGACUACAACAGGCUAGCUUGACUGGAGCUAACUUUAGCUGAUGUUAGCUUCUAUCCUAACAGACUUAGAAAUUUAAACUAUCAUAACAUAAAAAAAUAACUGUAUCAUUACACUCCGCUUAACUUGGUGUUUCCUAAUGUUUAAAAUAUUUUCUUUACCUUUUUAGUCAUUUAGCAGACGCUCUUAUCCAGAGCAACUUACAGUUAGUGAGUGCAUACAUUUUCAUACUGGCCCCCCGUGGGAAACGAACCCACAACCCUGGCGUUGCAAGCGCUAUGCUCUACCAACUGAGCUACAGGGGACUGACCAACUGGGACCAACAAUAGUAGCCUGCCUCUGACCUUAUCAGAAACAUUCCCAUACUGGUAUAUACAUUCAUCAAUAUAAUACCAACCAACCUCUGUUGACCUUGGGGGGUUAAUUUAUUUAAUGCAUUAUACUGCCAUAGUACUAUGGUAACGCACAAUUAAUAAAGAUGGUACCAUAUGAACAUUAUUGGUACCAUAUGAUCAUUAUUGGUACCAUAUGAUCAUUAUUGGUACCAUGUUAGAAUGUAUAAUGCAGGUUAAAACCAUGGUAUUUCCAUGAUCCACAUCUACCAUGGUAUAAAUGAUGCAAUACCAUUGAAUUAUUUAGGUGCGUGGCAGUACCAUGGUAGUACCCUCAUACUUCAAGGCUAAAACCUUGGUACAUUUCCAUGAUUCAGACUAUACCGUGGUAUCAGUGAAAGUACCACAGUAGUACCUAAGGGGUUGUUGACUCAAAGAGAGAGAAAGAGUAGUUGAACAGUUUAGAACAAAUUCAUUUCUUUAAAAAAUGAAGGAGAAGCAAGAGAGAGCGCUCGCUAGCUAGCAAAUGCAGCUAGCUAGUUUAGCCUACUUAAACACCCGGCUCAAACAGAGAGGGAUGCCAUGUUAGCUAGCUGCCUAUGGCUAUUCAACACUGGAACUCUUCCAAGUCAAGGUAAGCUUUUGGUUUUAUUAAUUUAUUGCCACCGGGGCCCGCCGGUGUAACUGCUAAUCUGCUUGGUGUACGCUGUACUGCAUGAUCGUAACGGGUUUACUAACGCGUUACUUCUAGACGCUAUGCUGACUAUGACGUUAGCUAGCUAAUAUGGUGACAACGAUGUAGGCUGUGUGUAGCGGUUAUGGUAUGAAGGUUUGGCUUGAAAAGCUGUAUUCGCCUGGUCACAGACAGUUGUGUUGUGCAAUGAAGUUCACAAGCAAAGGGAAAAGGUGAUAGGAGGAGAGCGCAUAGACGCGAGAAGGAAUUAUAGAAUGAGCAAAGUGAUCAUGCUGUUUGUAUGUGGCUGUGUUACGAACCCCGUGGCUUUAAACGUCUAGGGUGGAUGAACAUGAGACCCUGUAUCCGUAACAGGCUGCUAAGAAUGUGAGCUGUGUUUGCGGGUGAUCCGGGGUGUAUUCAUUCCGGAUUCUGUUGAAAAAAAAUUCUUAAACGGAAGCAAACUGGGAUAAACAUACCAGAAUUUGUCCAAUAGAAACUCUAGUUUGCAACAGUUGGACUAAUGAUUACACCCUAGGUCAGCUAGAUGCAGGCCAGAGUGUGCAAGGCGGUAUUGAAUGUGUAACUGUCUGUCACCUUCAUUACUAAAAUAAUUAUCUCAACCUGUGCACCUACGUUGUAAACUUUAAUUCAUAGGCUAGGUUGUAGCAACCUCGUGAUGGGUACAGGGAAAAUGUGAGUAUCAUGUAGUAGCCUAAACCUAUCCAUGUUACAUUGAACUGGGUGAAUGGAAUAUGAAUGACAGUCAUCCAAUAUGCCAAAAUAGAAAUAAGGCCAUGCUCAUAAAAAAAUGUAUCAUCUUCCCUGAUCAUAAACGGCACAGACCGACACUGGUCUACAGGUGAGUGUGUGGAGGUUAGCCAAUCUAAAGGUGCAUGUGUAUUGAUGAAUCACUUUACUGGGUUAAUUUGGCUAGCAGAGGACAGUGUCCAUGGUGUUAUUCCAGUAACCAUGGUAUUAUUCCAGUAACCAUGGUAUUAUUCCAGUAACCAUGGUGUUAUUCCAGUAACCAUGGUGUUAUUACAGUAACCAUGGUUCUACUGCAGUUCUACUGCUAAUAUACUGUAUCAUGUCUGGUGAUUAGCAGUGACAUCAUCCUAACACUGUCAUGUCUGUAGGUGGGGAGUAUGACUCGCUCAGAGAGGAGGAAGACCAUCAGUGGUGUCAAUCUGGACAAGAUAUCUACAGCAUCUCAGGAUGGUGAGUAACUACAGCACUGUUCUAGUCAUCAUAUCAUGUGAUUUACAUUUCAUCAGUAAUGUACAAGAUUAUAUACUGUACUCAGGUCAUACAGAUCUCCACAACAGUCAACCUUUUUGUGUAUAUAUAGUGUAGAUACAGUAAAGUAUGUGGACACCCCUUCAAAUUACUGGAUUCGUCUAUUUCAGCCACAUACAUUGCUGACAGGUGUAUAAAAUCAAGCACACAGCCAUUCAAACUCCAUAGACAAACAGUGGCAGGAGAAUGGACUUACUGGCACCGUCAUAGGAUGCCACCUUUCCAACUAGUCAGUUUGUCAAAUUUCUGCCCUACUAGAGCUGCCCCGGUCAACUGUAAGUGUUGUUAUUGUGAAGUGGAAACGUCUAGGAGCAACAACGGCUCAGCCAAAAAGUGGUAGACCACACAAGCUCACAGAACGGGACCGCCGAGUGCUGAAGCACGUAGCGCUUAAAAGUUUAGAGUUCCAAACGGCCACUGGAAGCAACAUCAGCACAAGAACUGUUCGUUGGGAGCUUCAUGAAAUGGGUUUCCAUGGCCGAGCAGCCGCACACAAGCCUAAGAUCACCAUGCGCAAUGCCAAGCAUCGGCUGGAGUGGUGUAAAGCUCUCCGCCAUUGGACUCUGGAGCAGUGGAAACACGUUCUCUGAAGUGAUGAAUCACACUUCACCAUCUGGCGAAUGCCAGGAGAAUGCUACCUGCCCCAAUGCAAAUCAAUUUAUAAAAUUUUUGACAUGCGUUUUUCUGGAUUUUUUUGUUGUUAUUCUGUCUCUCACUGUUCAAAUAAACAUACCAUUAAAAUUAUAGACUGAUCAUGUCUUUGUCAGUGGGCAAACGUACAAAACCAGCAGGGGAUCAAAUACUUUUUUCCCUCACUGUACAUGUAGAGAGACAGAGGGGCGCUGUUUCGCUCGCUCGGAUGCUUUCUCCUGUGAGAUACAUUCAGCCUUGAAGGAAAAUUAUUAAAACACAGAGAGACGAAAGAUGAAUUAAUUUAUGUUUUUUAAUUUCUUUCUUGGUCCAUUUUUUUUAAAGUGAAGCCUGGCUUCCCUUGGCAUCCAUUAAUACACACCACUGAUUUAAAACUCGUUCAUUGUGAUAAAAUAAUGUUACUACAGUAGAACUACAGAAAGACUGGUGAUUCUAACAUGCAUUGACUCGGGGUGGGAAUACUGAUGUAAAUGAGAUAUUUCGGUAUUUCAUUUUCAAUACAUUUACAAGAAUAUCUAAAAACAUAUUUUCACUUUGUCAAUAUGGGGUAUUGUGUGUAGAUGGGUGAGAAUUCAGGCUGUAACAACAACAAAAUGUGGAAUAAGUCAAGGGGUAUGAAUACUUUCUGAAGGCACUUAAUGUAUUUCAAAAACCUAUGUGAUACUGUCUGAACCAUUAAAAGGGUAAACUCCGCCAGUCUUUCCUAGAGAGGCCUCCCUCUAGCUCUCUCCUCUGUUAUCCUAUUGGUCUUCGUACCAUGUUAAUGAGACGUGCUGUGACUCUAACUUCGAGAUACUGUAGCAGUCAGAAUGACAUGCGUUGUGGAAUCAGUCAGAUAGCAUGUUGUCUAUGUUGUCUUUGGGUUUUUAUAAGCUGAAGUGAGGUGAGAUUCUUCUAUAGACUCAACUGUGUGAAUCACAAAGCCCUGAUUCUUCUAUAGACUCUACUGUGUGAAUCACAAGCCCUGAUUCUUCUAUAGACUCUGUGUGAAUCACAAAGCCCUGAUUCUUCUAUAGACUCUACUGUGUGAAUCACAAGGCCCUGAUUCUUCUAUAGACUCAACUGUGUGAAUCACAAGGCCCUGAUUCUUCUAUAGACUACUGUGUGAAUCACAAGGCCCUGAUUCUUCUAUAGACUACUGUGUGAAUCACAAAGCCCUGAUUCUUCUAUAGACUCUACUGUGUGAAUCACAAGGCCCUGAUUCUUCUAUAGACUCUGUGUGAAUCACAAAGCCCUGAUUCUUCUAUAGACUCUACUGUGUGAAUCACAAAGCCCUGAUUCUUCUAUAGACUCUACUGUGUGAAUCACAAAGCCCUGAUUCUUCUAUAGACUCUGUGUGAAUCACAAAGCCCUGAUUCUUCUAUAGACUCUACUGUGUGAAUCACAAAGCCCUGAUUCUUCUAUAGACUCUACUGUGUGAAUCACAAGGCCCUGAUUCUUCUAUAGACUCUACUGUGUGAAUCACAAGGCCCUGAUUCUUCUAUAGACUCUACUGUGUGAAUCACAAGGCCCUGAUUAUUCUAUAGACUCUACAACAUUUUCAUAGAAGAAGCAGUCUCUUCUUUUCGAAAAGUGUGCGCUGUGUCUUUAAGAAAUUAAUGACUUCAUUCUUGAGGCAGAAUGUGGCUGUGGAAUCUGACUUUGUGGCUGUGGAAUCUGACUUUGUGGCUGUGGAAUCUGACUUUGUGGCUGUGGAAUCUGACUUUGUUGGCUGUGGAAUCUGAUUUUGUGGCUGUGGAACCUGACUUUGUGGCUGUGGAAUCUGACUUUGUGGCUGCGGAAUCUGACUUUGUGGCUGUGGAAUCUGACUGUGGCUGUGGAAUCUGACUUUGUGGCUGUGGAAUCUGACUUUGUGGCUGUGAAAUCUGACUUUGUGGCUGUGGAAUCUGACUUUGUGGCUGUGGAAUCGGACUUUGUGGCUGUGGAAUCGGACUUUGUGGCUGUGGAAUCUGACUUUGUGGCUGUGAAAUCUGACUUUGUGGCUGUGGAAUCUGACUUUGUGGCUGUGGAAUCUGACUUUGUGGCUGUGGAAUCUGAUUUUGUGGCUGUGGAACCUGACUUUGUGGCUGUGGAAUCUGACUUUGUGGCUGCGGAAUCUGACUUUGUGGCUGUGGAAUCUGACUGUGGCUGUGGAAUCUGACUUUGUGGCUGUGGAAUCCUUGGACUUUGUUGCUGUGAAAUCUGACUUUGUGGCUGUGGAAUCUGACUUUGGCUGUGGAAUCGGACUUUGUGGCUGUGGAAUCGGACUUUGUGGCUGUGGAAUCUGGACUUUGUGGCUGUGGAAUCUGACUUUGUGGCUGUGGAAUCUGACUUUGUGGCUGUGGAAUCUGACUUUGUGGCUGUGGAAUCUGACUUUGUGGCUGUGGAAUCUGACUUUGUGGCUGUGGAAUCUGACUAAAGCAGUGAAUGACCAGGUGGAGCAGGCUGUUUGCUCUUCACACUAUAAAGAGGCUGCUCUGAUAGGCACACUUGAUCCUCUCAAUCACGUGAGACACAUUUGGCAGAAGUACCGAACGUAACACAAAUUCUAUAACCGUUUUGGGUUUUUUUUUGUAUCUAAAAAGUUUUGGUAUACCGUGCAACACUAGUUUUUAUACUGAUGUGUUCUGCACUAGAGCAUAUUAUGAUAUAGCUGUCCACGCUGAGUGAGAAGUGGACCAAAGACACUACAAUAUGAAGAUUGGCAGAAACUGCUUCUCCAAUAGAAAUCCCCGAUCACACUUGUAGGCGAUGUCAUGGCUUGUGUUGGCUAGCUAAGCUCAUGCGUAGAAACACGUCAUCGGGUCUAACGGUUGUCUCGCGCCGAACUGCGCAUGCACAGGCCGUCAAAUCAAAGGCAGUCCGUCGAUAUAAACGUGUCAGUUUGUCACUUUCAGGAAGUUGGAGUAAUACCAUGAUCAAUUACUGAAGACAUUGGCUCCAAUCCAGGUUCUGCCUUUAGAUUUGGAGAAAAUUAACAACUAAGGAAGAAUAUUUCACUUCUCUCAUUGACUUCUGAAACCCCAAACUCCAGCCUGGUCUGAUUGGUCUGAUUGGUCUGAUUGGUCUGAUUGGUCUGUUUGGUCUGAUUGGUCUGUUUGGUCUGUUUGGUCUGAUUGGUCUGUUUGGUCUGAUUGGUCUGAUUGGUCUGUUUGGUCUGUUUGGUCUGAUUGGUCUGUUUGGUCUGAUUGGUCUGAUUGGUCUGAUUGGUCUGAUUGGUCUGUUUGGUCUGAUUGGUCUGAUUGGUCUGUUUGGUCUGAUUGGUCUGAUUGGUCUGAUUGGUCUGCUUCGCAAGUGUUCCCGGAAGUCUCGCGAUGUUGCGCCUCUGGGUUUAGAAACUCUGUGAGUGGACUGAUACGUAUAGGUUAGGGCUGCAUACAGUACAUUAAGAUAAACUAUCAUCACAAUGAAGAAACUGGUGUGAAUUUACUGUGCAUCACGGCUAAGAAUGUCUUGUAAGCUAUCAAUGGGAAAGUGUGUGCAAAAAAAAACUUGAAGAAUUGUAUAAUACAACAACUUACAUAAAUACCUUCCAAUACCCACACAUCAGUAUCCAUCUCAGGUUCUGCCACUCUGACUGGAGCCUCUCAGAGGUAGAGCGCUGAACACAUGAUCUCACCACUCACCCUCCAUCUGACGCCAGCUCUGUCUGUCCCUCCCUCUGUUUCCGUAGAUGACAAGAGGAAGUCGAUCUCAGACCUCAGAGACGGCAGCUCCUCCUCCUCCAACCCGGCCAGGGAGAAACCGGACGCUUCUGUCUCUGUCAGAGCCAUAUCUGCUCUCUAUCUGUCCAAGGUAGCGGCUGCAGAGUCAACGGUUAGUGCUCCUCUGAGAUGUGUCGUCUCAUUGGCCCUGAGGUUACAGGGGUAUCUUAUCUAUGAGCUAUAGAACUAUGUCCAUCUUAUCUCAAGGAUCUAUAGAUCAGGACUCUCCAACCCUGUUCCUGGAGAUCUACCCUCCUGUAGGUAGGCGCAGACUCCCGAGUGGUUCAGUGGUCUAAGGCGCUGCAUCGCAGUGCUAGCUGUGCCACUAGAGAUCCUGGUUCGAGUCCAGGCUCUGUCGCAGCCGGCCGCGACCGGGCGACGCACAAUUGGUCCAGCGUCGUCCAAGGUAGGGGAGGGUUUGGCCGGCAGGGAUGUGGGUUCGUUUCCCACGGGGGGCCAGUAUGAAAAACAAAAAAAAACAAAAAAACGUAUGCAUUCACUAACUGUAAGUCGCUCUGGAUAAGAGCGUCUGCUAAAUGACUAAAAUGUAAAUGUAGGUUUUAACUCCAACCCUGUUCCUGGAGGGUGCUCUCCAGGAACAUGGUUGGAGUUAAAACCUACAGGAGGGUAGAUCUCCAGGAACAGGGUUGGAGUUAAAACCUACAGGAGGGUAGAUCUCCAGGAACAUGGUGAGUUAAAACCAACAGGAGGGUAGAUCUCCAGGAACAGGGUUGGAGAGUCCUGCUAUAGCUCUAUGUAUGUCUUAUGUAGGAUCUAUAUAUCUAUGUCUGUCUUAGACAGUGCUGUACUGUCUGCACUUUGCCUCUGUUGUCAGAAAACAUCCAGGCCUCUGGUGUCCACAACACACAGAAAACAUCAAGGCAGAUGACUGAGAAGCCAGUAGUAAAAUAUACAGUACUGUAACUGUUAUGUGAUGGAACAGAAUAAGCUGUUGAAUUAUUCUUCUAUUAUAUGAGUUUGUCAUGUUGACCUGAAAUUAUGAUCCUUUCCCUUCAGGCUCAAGAUCUGUCCUCUCCAACCAAGAGAGGAGGGAAACCGUCCAAGGUAGGCAGAGGAGUCCUGUUGUCUUCUUUAACGCCUCAGUUGGCAUGACAAGGUGCAAUGUGUAUUUUAGAAGGGAUUGUUUGUCUGGCUUGCAGGUGAUGUGUUGUUGUUGAUGUUGUUGCUGUUGUUGUGGGGGGAUAACAUGGCAAUAUAAUGGUAUUUUGUCAAACCAUAACCAUACAAACAUUGAAAAAUACGGACAUGCCUGCUUUCACUGAGGACUGUGACUUACUGCACUGAUUGUUUUGGAGUUCAGCUAACAGAAUGUUUGGAGUUCAGCUAACAGAAUGUUUGGAGUUCAGCUAACAGAAUGUUUGGAGUUCAGCUAACAUAAUGUUUGGAGUUCAGCUAACAUAAUGUUUGGAGUUCAGCUAAUAUAAUGUUUGGAGUUCAGCUAACAGAAUGUUUGGAGUUCAACUAACAUAAUGUUUGGAGUUCAGCUAACAGAAUGUUUGGAGUUCAGCUAACAUACUGUUUGGAGUUCAGCUAACAUAAUGUUUGGAGUUCAGCUAGCAGAAUGUUUAGAGUUCAACUAGCAGAAUGCGACUUGGUUUGUGGAAGGCUGUUUGCAAAGGAUUAUCUUAGUGACUUGUUUGGGGUUGGAGUUGGGGCUGGGGUUUGGGGAAACGUGAAGAGAACAUCAGCCUUGUUUGAGCAGCCAUGGGAUAGCCAGAACAUUCAGGAGGAGAGGGUUAAGGGACCCACGGACCAGGUGGAGAGGGCUGAUGCUGCUCAUGGGGACGAUGGACGUCCAGACUGCUAA
Coregonus sp. 'balchen' is the source of this 11666-nucleotide messenger RNA. The record is from the annotation of a GenBank genome assembly. Lineage: Eukaryota; Metazoa; Chordata; Actinopteri; Salmoniformes; Salmonidae.